Folsomia candida is the source of this 666-nucleotide messenger RNA. RefSeq lists its product as uncharacterized. The coding region runs from base 94 to 570 and encodes 158 amino acids. The record is from RefSeq and is a predicted model, not a curated record. NCBI's taxonomy places the organism in Eukaryota, Metazoa, Arthropoda, Collembola, Entomobryomorpha, Isotomidae. The transcript is spliced from 6 exons.
CUCGCAAGACUAUCGCAGAAGUUGGACUAUCGUCGCAGCUCACGAACGUUUGCUUUUCCGUGAAGGGAAAGCCACUUUCUCCCGUAGCUCAAAAUGUCGUAUCAAGCUCAAGGAAAGUUGAUCGCCAUCUUAGAACUGAUUGUGUGCUCAUGCUGUCUCAUGGGAGUGGUUGUAGCUGCGGUCAUGUUUUCCAUGAAGAAGGAAGAACUGUCCAAGGAUGAACCCAAGCUGGAGAAAUACCCAAACCUCCGAGAGUUCGUCGAAAGCUCUUCAACGGAGCAGGCCAUGACAUUUCUCAUCCCAGGAGUUUACCUCACAGUGGAACUUAUACUGGCUGGCAUGCUGUACAUUGGUGCGUCCGAGAUCAAGCCUGCCUUAUUGAAGACCUGGGUGGGAUUGACCCUCUUGAUGGCUGCCGUCGGGGUAGUGUUUGCCGGUUUUGGAAUUGUUUCAGCCCAGGAUAAAUUGGCCCCAAUCGCUAUCACUGCUUUCGGCUAUCUCUUCACGGCUUGGUCCAUUUUGGUGGGAUUCCAAUUAUCCAAACAAACUAAAUCGGAAGGGGAACAUUGAGUGAAAUCAUAACUUUUGAGGUUGAAUAUUAGGAUCCUUCGAUGUUUGUCUUGUAAUAUCAGUUGCAAUAAUAAAAAAACACAAUUUUUACGGAAA